AGAUGGCGGCGCCCAGCACCCACCUGAGCUGUGAGGAUUUCGCCGAGUUCCAGGAGCUGCUCAGGGUGAUGAGAACGAUUGAUGACAGAAUAGUUCACGAGUUAAACACGACCGUUCCAACCGCUUCUUUUGCGGGAACAGUUGACGCUAGCCAAACUUGUAAGGAACUUUACCAGUCUUUGGCAGAGGCUCACACGAGUAGAGAAAGACUCAUCAAGAAUUGCAUUGCUCAAACUUCUAGCAUAGUAAAAUCUCUCCAGGAAGAGAGGAAGUCGUCUCUGGAGGACAUAGCCUUAUUAAAGAAGCUCAGGAAAGAGCAGACAAAAUUGAAAUUAAUGCAGUCAGAGCUGAACGUUGAAGAAGUGGUAAAUGACAGAAGCUGGAAGGUAUUUAAUGAACGCUGCCGAGCUCAUUAUAAGCCUCCGAAGGGUCAAUGAAGCAAGUAGGGA
Molecule: messenger RNA, 449 nt
Organism: Euleptes europaea (tarantolino)
Lineage: Eukaryota; Metazoa; Chordata; Lepidosauria; Squamata; Sphaerodactylidae
Gene: MIX23
Product: mitochondrial matrix import factor 23
Exons: 5
Coding region: 3-437 (144 amino acids)
Cellular component (GO): mitochondrion; mitochondrial intermembrane space
Source: RefSeq, a predicted model, not a curated record